AAUAUCAAGGUUAAUAUCCCACCUUUUAUGGGUAAAAGUGAUCCUGAAGCUUAUUUGGAGUGGGAAGAGAAAAUGGAGAUGAUUUUUCACUGCCACAACUAUUCGGAAGGUAAGAAGGUGAAGAUGGCAGCAAUGGAGUUUGGCCAUUAUGCACUCCAAUGGUGGAUAAAUGAGCAAAGCACCCAAAGGAUGGUUGGUGAAGACUUAAUUACAACAUGGCGACAAAUGAAAGGAGUCAUGAGGAAGCGGUUUGUGCCAUCCCAUUACCAAAGGUUGCUGCAUCAAAGGCUUCAAUCUUUGUCUCAAGGAAGUAGGUCCGUGGAGGAUUAUUACAAAGAGAUGGAGAUGUUAAUGAUGAGGUUAAACAUGAGGGAGGAUAGGGAGGCAACAAUGGCAAGAUUUCUUGGAGGGUUAAACCGUGACAUUGCCAACCAACUUGAAUUACAACAAUACUUGGAAUUGGAGGAGAUGUUGCAUGUAGCCAUUAAACUUGAGAACCAAUUCAAGAGGAGGGGUGUUAGUACACGGUUUGGAGGAGUUUCUAGCAGUGGAAGGACAAGUUCAAGUGGCUGGAAAAAUAAUUCCACUUAUGAAAACAAGUUGAGGCCGAAAUUAGGAGAAGAAUCAACCAACCGGCCAAGAAGAGAGGUCAAUACCGAAUCUGUCCAAGCAUUUAGAGGUGAGAUAAAAUUUGAUCCUAAACCUCAAAAAUCUAGAGAAAUAAUUUUUUUUAAGUGCCAAGGAAGAGGACACAUAUCCAGCCAAUGCCCAAAUAGAAGAAUCAUGGUAUUAAAGGGUGAUGGUGAGUUGGAAUCCGCAAGUGAAGAAAGUGGGGCUGAAACCGAGCAAGAGGAGGCUUGUAAUGAAGAUGAAACCGAACCUGUAGAUGCAUCUAAUGCCGAGUUAAGCUUGGUUUCAAGGAGAGUACUUGCUGUCUACAAGGAUGAAGAUAAUCUUGUAGUUGAUAAAUUAGGUUUGAAAAUAAUUAAACAUCCAGAACCUUAUAGAUUACAAUGGCUUAAUGAUAGUGGUGAGAUGAAAGUAAACAAACAAGCCAAAGUAAAAUUUAAUAUAGGUAGAUAUGAGGAUGUAGUUUUAUGUGAUAUUGUACCUAUGAUUGCUGGACAUAUACUAUUAGGUAGACCAUGGCAAUUUGAUAAAGAUGCUACUCAUUUUGGUCGAGAAAAUAGUAUUGUUUUCAGGUUUAAAGGGAAGAAGAUCAAGCUGGAACCAUUAUCUCCUAAAGAGGUUUACAAGGACCAAUUACAAAUGCAACAAAGGAGAGAAGCCGAAAAGCUCAAGGAAAAAGCAAAGAGCAAACCCGAGAGCAUACAAAAUCCGGAACUUUCCGCCACUAAAAAGGAUGGUUCUUGGAGAAUGUGUGUUGAUUGUAGAGCUAUAAAUAAUAUUACCAUCAAAUAUAAACAUCCCAUUCCUAGAUUAGAUGAUAUGCUUGAUGAAUUGCAUGGUGCUUGCAUGUUUACAAAAAUUGAUCUUAGGAGUGGUUAUCACCAAAUUAGGAUGAAAGAAGGUGAUGAAUGGAAAACCGCAUUCAAAACUAAAUAUGGACUGUAUGAAUGGUUAGUUAUGCCUUUUGGAUUAUCCAAUGCACCUAGUACUUUCAUGAGGCUUAUGAAUCAUGUAAUGCGUCCAUUUAUUGGUAAAUUUGUGGUUGUUUAUUUUGAUGACAUUUUAAUAUAUAGCCGAAAUUUAGAUGACCAUGUGGAUCAACUUAGGCAAGUUUUGCAAGUUCUUAGAAAGGAAAGAUUAUUUGCUAACAUUAAAAAAUGUGACUUUUGCAAAGAAGAGCUUGUGUUUCUAGGUUUUGUAGUAAGUGCUGCAGGAAUCAAAGUUGAUCAAGCUAAGGUGAAGGCAAUCCAAGAGUGGCCGGUUCCUACUUCCAUUACCCAAAAGAAUGUUGGCUUCAAAUGGGGGGAAGUACAAGAAAAAUCUUUUAAUUUGUUGAAAGAAAAAUUGUGUAAUGCACCUUUGUUAGUUUUGCCAAAUUUUUCUAAGACUUUUGAAAUUGAGUGUGAUGCUUCGGGUGUAGGUAUUGGAGCUGUUUUAAUGCAAGAAGGAAGGCCCAUAGCCUACUUUAGUGAAAAAUUGAAUGGAGCUGCCCUAAACUACCCGACUUAUGACAAGGAGAUGUAUGCUUUGGUGAGGGCUUUGGAGACGUGGCAGCAUUAUCUUAUGCCAAAGGAGUUUGUGAUUCAUACGGAUCAUGAGUCUUUGAAGCAUAUCAAGGGACAAGGAAAGCUCAACCGAAGACAUGCUAAGUGGAUUGAGUUUAUUGAAACAUUUCCAUAUGUGAUCCGCUACAAAAAACGGGAAGGACAUGGGGGUGGUUUAAUGGGUCAUUUUGCAACUAAAUUUACUCCAUUUGAAAUUGUUUAUGGUUUUAAUCCUUUGACUCCAUUAGAUUUAACACCUUUGCCUUUAAGUGAGCGUGCUAAUCUAGAUGGAAAACAAAAAGUUGAUUUUGUAAGGCAGAUUCAUGAGAAAACCCGAGCAAACAUUGAGAGGAGGACCGAGCAAUAUGCAAGGGUGGCUAAUCAAGGCAGAAAAUCAAUGGUGUUUGAACCUGGAGAUUGGGUGUGGCUGCAUUUAAGGAAAGAAAGAUUCCCCGAACAAAGGAAAUCAAAACUCAUGCCGAGGGGUGAUGGACCUUUUCAAGUUUUGGAGAGGAUAAACGACAAUGCUUACAAGCUU
Ziziphus jujuba (common jujube) is the source of this 2712-nucleotide messenger RNA. RefSeq lists its product as uncharacterized. The transcript has 7 exons. NCBI's taxonomy places the organism in Eukaryota, Viridiplantae, Streptophyta, Magnoliopsida, Rosales, Rhamnaceae. The annotation marks the transcript as partial. The record is from RefSeq and is a predicted model, not a curated record.